GGCUCGGCUCGGGGUGAGCUCACCGCCCCGCCCCGGCUGCCUCGGGGCAGGGGCGGCCGCGGUGGGCAACACGAGGCGGGGGAAACUGACACACUCGCCUCUCGCACACACAACACACGCAGACACGCACUACUAGAGGGAGGGAGGGAGAGGGAGAGGGAGAGGGAGAAGCGGAGGAGAACCUGACGUCGCCUUCGCCCCGCGGCCUGCUAGUGCUAGCUACUUAAAUCCCCUCGCCUUCCGCAAAUCGCCCAGCACAGCGCGGCCCGUAGGGGUGUGCUGCGGAAUUGCGAGGGAUUGGGGCCGGCGCGCGGGGAGGUUGGUUGGGGGCGUGCGGCGGGGGUGAGGAAUUGCAUGUGAGAUCCGAUGGCGGCAGCAGUAGCGGCGGCCGGCGGCGGCGGUGGAGGCGGAGGUGAUGGAGGCGGAGGGAAGGACGCGCUGUUCGUGGAGCUGUGGAGGGCGUGCGCGGGGCCGCUCUCGAGCGUGCCGCCGCUCGGGGAGAAGGUCUACUACUUCCCGCAGGGCCACAUCGAGCAGGUGGAGGCGUCGACGAACCAAGUCGCCGAGCAGCAGGGGACGCUGCUGUACAACCUGCCAUGGAAGAUCCCCUGCAAGCUCAUGAACAUGGAACUGAAGGCUGAGCCAGAUACUGAUGAGGUGUAUGCCCAGCUCACCCUGCUCCCUGAUAAGAAGCGAGAUGAGAAUACCUCUACAACGGCUGAGAAUGAGGAGGAGGUGUUGGUGCCUGAUGCGCCACCAGCUACGAAUGAGCAGCUUCGCAUCCAUUCCUUCUGCAAGACGCUGACUGCCUCAGACACAAGCACGCAUGGUGGAUUCUCAGUGUUGCGCCGGCACGCAGAUGAGUGCCUACCGCCACUGGAUAUGAGUCAGCAUCCGCCGAAUCAAGAGCUGGUGGCUAAAGACUUGCAUGGGGUUGAGUGGCGCUUCCGUCACAUCUUUCGAGGUCAGCCACGGAGACACCUUCUUCAGAGUGGUUGGAGUGUUUUUGUUAGUGCCAAACGUCUUGUUGCUGGGGAUGCCUUCAUAUUUCUUAGAGGUGAGAAUCGGGAGUUACGUGUUGGAGUUCGGCGUGCUCUGAGACACCAAACUACUAUUCCAUCUUCAGUCAUAUCAAGCCACAGUAUGCAUCUUGGUGUUCUUGCAACAGCAUGGCAUGCGGUGAACACUGGGAGUAUGUUCACUGUCUACUACAAGCCAAGGACUAGUCCAGCUGAAUUUGUGGUUUCGCGCAAUCGGUAUUUUGAAUCACUGAAACGAAAUUACUCAAUAGGGAUGAGAUUUAAGAUGAGAUUUGAAGGUGAAGAGUCGGCAGAGCAAAGAUUCACUGGCACAAUAGUUGGAAUAGGUGCUUCUGAUCCAUCUGGCUGGGCUGACUCAAAAUGGCGUUCCCUUAAGGUGAGAUGGGAUGAAGCUUCUUCUAUUCCUCGUCCUGAAAGAGUUUCUACUUGGCAAAUAGAACCUGCAGUUAGCACUCCUGUGAACCCUAUUCCAGCACUCAGAAUCAAGAGGUCUCGUCCAAAUGUUAAUGCUUCGUCAUCUGACUCGUCAGCUGUAAACAGAGAAGUUGCUUCUAAAGUCAUGUCAGGCUCUCAACAGAAUAGUCUCCCAAGGGCCAUGCACAGUCAAGGAAGUACAUCUUUGACAAGUCGAUUUGGAGAUAACAGUGAUUUAAAGACUGGUCAGGAUCUCACCAUGUGGUCUUCAGGAAUUGAUCAAGAGAGAAACAGUAUUGCUAACCAGACAAAGCUAAGUUUGGGGGGUUGGAUGCAGAAGAGAAGACCUGAAGGUUACAAUCAGAUGUUAUCAGGAUUUCAACCACUGAAAGAUGCACAGAAACCACAUUGUUCUUUUCCUAGUCAAAUAUCUGGAAACCGUUCAAAUACCUGGGACACAAUUGAUGCUCGUUAUCCAGUCCAACAAGCCAACCACAACAUGUUACCUGGCACAUGGUCUUUUAUGCCUCGGAACACUGGUUUUAGGAUGAAUCAACAGAAUUAUCUAGCCACGCCUGAUGCUGCACUUCCUCAAAGGGCUGAAAUUGCAAAAUUUAGUGGGAAUUCAGCUUUCACUUCGCUUCAGGGCCAUGGCAUUGAUCAGCGCUCCUCGGCCUGGUUUGGCCAUAUCGAGUCAUGUUCCCACAUGGAUCAUGCAUCGUCCAGUUUGAUCAAGGCCCGGCCUUUGGUUAUCGAUGAUGAUGUUCAGAAAACAAAAGGCACUGAAUUCAAGCUAUUUGGGAUUCCUCUUGGCAGCGCAGCAAAAUCUGAACCUAUGGUAUCCCCAUCAAGUGUUGCAUAUGAUGGGAAGCUUCAAACUUCUCCAUCUGAAAGAGGGAAUGAGCUGGACAUAAUCAAAGUGGAUAAUUGUUCUGAUCCUUCCAAGACUGUGAAGCCACUCGAUGGUCCUCAUUCGGAUUCUGUUAUGGAGAAUAAUCAGCCUUGUCCAGAAACUACCCAAAAUAUUCAAAACAAACUGCAAAAUGGUUCCACCCGAAGCUGCAAGAAGGUCCAUAAGCAAGGCAAUGCACUUGGCAGGUCGGUUGAUCUGACGAAGUUCACUUGCUACGGUGAGUUGAUUGCUGAACUGGAUCAGAUGUUUGACUUUGAUGGUGAGUUGAACAGUCCUCGCAAGGAUUGGUUGGUCGUCUACACUGACAACGAAGGUGACAUGAUGCUGGUUGGUGAUGAUCCCUGGAAUGAAUUCUGCAACAUGGUCCACAAGAUCUUCAUCUACACAAGGGAGGAGGUCGAAAGGAUGAAUCCAGGUGCCCUAAGUUCAAGGUCCGAAGAUAGCCCGUCUAAUUUGCUGGGAAGAGGAUUGGUUUCCAAAGAUCUCCAAGGUGGCCCGUUCACUUUGUCUCGCAAUUCUGAGAACUGCUAAUUUGUCCAUUUAGUGAGGUCGUUUGUUGUGGCGAGGGAGACAAAAGGCCACAUAUCCGUUGCAGGAGAGAGAGACUGUGAAUGAGAAAUAGAAGCUUGUAGAGGUGUAGUAGGUGCUUUGCAUGUCUGUCGGGUAAGCCCCGCAGUACCCUAUUUGUAGAUGGUGCUUGCCCUGGUGUCCGUUGCCUGUUCUAAGUUCGCUUAGUAUAAGUUUUGGGUGUGCUUUGUCGAGGUAAGUUUAUUGUAGCAGCAGAAAGCAAGCAGAACCGGUGGUGCGCUUGCUUGAUCCCUCCUCCCCUUUGCCUAAGCCGUGUAAAUAGUAGCUUUGCUCUCUAGCGUAGUAUAUUGUCGACAGCCGCAAUCGAUAUGGCACUUGAAGAAGGCGAGUUGACCCCUGUGGUUGCCUUUUGUGUUUGGUUGGGUAUGUGCAAGUGCCUGCGAUUGUCGAAUGUAUGUGUUCGUUGAUUUGCAUGCGAAUUCAUUCUCUUGUUGGUUUGGU
Messenger RNA from Phragmites australis (common reed), 3396 nucleotides. RefSeq names its product auxin response factor 24-like. The record is from RefSeq and is a predicted model, not a curated record. Bases 367 to 2898 code for a protein of 843 amino acids. Gene Ontology annotation, molecular function: protein binding; DNA binding. Lineage: Eukaryota; Viridiplantae; Streptophyta; Magnoliopsida; Poales; Poaceae. The transcript is spliced from 15 exons. Gene Ontology annotation, biological process: response to hormone; regulation of DNA-templated transcription. Gene Ontology annotation, cellular component: nucleus.